CCCUCUUUCCCUCCACCCUUCUCUGUCUUCAGCUCAGAAAGGUGUGCAAGCUGAAAGGGUGCACUUCCAGAAACAAGUUGUUCUGCGGUGUCUCCAUUAUCUCGCCUCAAGAUGUACAGCUUCAUGGGAGGAGGUCUGUUCUGUGCUAUUGUGGCUAAUAUCCUGUUGGUGGUCUCAACUGCAACUGACUACUGGAUGCAGUACCGUCUGUCUGGUAAUUACGCCCACCAGGGCCUGUGGAGGUACUGCAUGUCCAACAAGUGCUACAUGCAGACUGACAGCAUAGCUUACUGGAAUGCCACCCGGGCCUUCAUGAUCCUCUCUGGGAUGUCGUGCUUCGGAGGCAUCAUCGCAGGCAUCAUGUCCUUCUCGCACUUCUCGUCUUUCGAAAAGUUUAAUCGUUCCUUUGCUGCAGGAAUCAUGUUUUUCAUCUCCACGUUCUUUGUUCUGCUGGGUAUGGCCAUCUACACUGGGGUGACUGUGAACUUCUUGGGCAGGCGCUUUGGGGACUGGCGCUUCUCUUGGUCCUACAUACUUGGCUGGGUGGCAAUGCUCAUGACAUUCUUUGCAGGGAUUUUCUACAUAUGUGCCUACAGAAUGUGUGAAAACAGGAGAGGAUCUGGUCCACGCUAGAGGGAGACAGACUACAGAGGGCAGACACUCGCACCAAAGCAGUGUGGACUGAUCUACUGAAGAGAUGAUGUCUCACACUGCUCCCGGAGGCCCAUCAAGGUCUCAAAGUCCUUUUAUUUUAAAACAAGUAAUAGGACAGAAGACAACACGAUUCAGAAAUGUGUUCUUCAGCCGUGAG
Thalassophryne amazonica is the source of this 811-nucleotide messenger RNA. Its product is annotated as lens fiber membrane intrinsic protein-like. The transcript has 5 exons. The record is from RefSeq and is a predicted model, not a curated record. Gene Ontology annotation, molecular function: structural constituent of eye lens. NCBI's taxonomy places the organism in Eukaryota, Metazoa, Chordata, Actinopteri, Batrachoidiformes, Batrachoididae. Gene Ontology annotation, cellular component: plasma membrane. Bases 112 to 633 code for a protein of 173 amino acids.